AUGGCGCCAAGUGACCCUUCCUUCGACGAAAUCAUCUCCAAGAUCCAGGCUGCGACCGACAUCACCGCGGUCACGAAGACCCUCGCUCCUUACCUCAACAACCUCAACGACCCUGUCUUCGCCGCCCAAUCCAAUGGCCAAGCUGACCCCCUCGACGCUCUCGACCCAGCAACCCAUUCCUUUGCCUACCUCUACUUUUUGGUGCACCGGUGCAAGGCUUCGCAUGGAUUCGACCACGCGUUACUCGCAAAAGUUUGGGCGUUUGUGACAACUUGCGAUGGCGAGCAGGUCCGCUUGGCGUCUCACAAGGCAAUGAGCUUUGCUGAGGCACUGGUGAAGGUGGCGACCGAGACACGCCAGCCCAUCAUCGCCAUCAAGCCACUCGCCGUCUUCAUCCAGAGACUUCAGGCUUCGCCAGGACAACUUACAAUGAUCCACCCUCUCCUGGCCAAGACAUGCUUGUUGGCUCAAUCCGUCAAGGACAUUCUUCCCAUUCUCGACAACGACAUUUCCGACGUGAAGCCACAGCAAACACACAUCAACUACAAGGACUUUUUGCUGUACCAUUACUAUGGAGGAAUGAUCUACGCCUUCUUGAAGAAGUUUGAGCGUGCGGUCGAGUUUUUCAAGCUGGCUGUCUCUGCGCCAGCUGAGGUGGCCAGUGCUAUCCAGAUCGAGGCUCACAAGAAGUACGUUCUGUCGAGCUUGCUUCAAUACGGAAGAGUGUUGCCAUUGCCCAAGUACAUUGCUUCCGCUGUCCAAAGGACCAUCAAGGUGCAGUGUGUAGCAUACGCAGAUUUCGCUACUGCUUACGAGAAAAAGUCGAAUAGUGCCAUCAAGACCGAGUUGGAGAAGGCCAAGCCUACUUUCGUCCGGGACAAGAACUUUGGUCUGGCCAAGCAGUGCAUGGAGGCCCUGCAUCGCCGCAACAUUCAGGACCUCACUCGCACAUAUCUGACACUCUCGAUUGAGAACAUUACGUCCCUGAUCGGUCUCGGAUCUGAACCAGAUGGUGCACGUCGUGUUGAAGGCUUUAUCGUUCGCAUGAUCGAGUCGGGCGCCAUCUUUGCAACUAUCAGCCAUGAACACGCAGGAGGAAUGGUUUCGUUCCUAGACGACCCCAACCAGCACAAUAACACCAUUACCAUGGACAUGAUCAACACCCAAAUCCAGAAGGCAACUGCCAUUACAGCCAAGCUCAGUGCCAUGGACCAAGCUAUCUCAUCCAUGCCUGCUUUCUUCAACAAGCAGGGAUCUCAUGGACCUGAACAGUCUGGCUACCCCAUGGACGAGUCGGACUACAGCAUGCACAUGGGAUACGACAACUAUGUCGAUGAAGAAAGCUUCCUCUAG
Molecule: messenger RNA, 1353 nt
Organism: Linnemannia hyalina
Lineage: Eukaryota; Fungi; Mortierellomycota; Mortierellomycetes; Mortierellales; Mortierellaceae
Source: the annotation of a GenBank genome assembly